Messenger RNA from Triticum turgidum subsp. durum (durum wheat), 669 nucleotides. The record is from the annotation of a GenBank genome assembly. NCBI's taxonomy places the organism in Eukaryota, Viridiplantae, Streptophyta, Magnoliopsida, Poales, Poaceae.
AUGCGCAUGAGGAGAUGGGCGAAGGAAAGUUGGAACCCUAACAAAGACAAAAAGGACGUCUACACCCACAGGACGUGGAAAACCGACGAGCUCAAACUCACAGGUCCUACUCGUGCUGUUGUGGCUGAUUUCGACCCAGGGAGCUUUGAGGUUGUGCUCAAAGUUAAGGGCGCAACUGAAUCUGCUGAUAAAGGCCUAAGUUUUCUAGUUCUGCCGUUAGAAGAACGUUAUCAAUAUUGUAGGUAUUAUACUAGUAGACAUAGCACACUGGAGUUGACACUUCGCCACGUUGAUCGUUCUGUGGAGGCGACAAUCAGUCUGCGAAUCGCUGCUGGUUCAUCAUGGCCACGCGGUAUCGAGGGUGUAUUUACCGCCAGUAUUGCCAGUAUAGAUGAUGCUGAAGUUUCCUUGCUUUCUUUUGAAGAUGAUAGAUUGCCAGUUAAUGCCGAUGAUGGCAUCAUCAAGCUGACACGACGCGUUGUCUCCGUUGAACGCGAGCAUGGAGAGCUGAAAGUUUCUGCCACAACAUGGUGUGCAAAUGAUGAGCAAUAUGCUAUGACAAAUGACAUAGUUUUCACAUCUAGGUUCGUGGGUAGAAGUUGUGGUGUGCUAAACAUUGGCACAUGUAAGAUCCAAAUCACUGUGGCCUGGUCCCUUUUUGACUCAUAA